Exophiala spinifera is the source of this 525-nucleotide messenger RNA. RefSeq lists its product as uncharacterized. Bases 1 to 525 code for a protein of 174 amino acids. The transcript has 2 exons. Lineage: Eukaryota; Fungi; Ascomycota; Eurotiomycetes; Chaetothyriales; Herpotrichiellaceae. The record is from RefSeq and is a predicted model, not a curated record.
AUGGCCCCUCAAGAGUCCAAGGCGGCUCCAAAGCCACCAAUGACCAAUGAAGCUUUUCUUGUAAAGUGCAUCAAACACAGCAAGGACAAGCUCAAUGUCGACUGGGACGAAUUCGCAAAGGACACUGGUAUGAGCGUUGGAGGUGCUCGCAACAAGUUCCGCCUUGUCAUGAGAAGCCUCGAGGAAGCUGGUGCCGCUUGGUCUGUGAAAGACAGCCAGGGUAAUCCUAUCACCACCACCAGAAAGACUGCAGCUGCUGGAACCAAGCGCAAGGCGAACACCGAGGCGAAGACAAAGAAGACCAAGGACGAGAAAGCGGCGGGAGGAAAUGGCACUGAUUCUGGAAAGACUGUCACCGCUACUGCUACUGCUGAUGCACGAGCUGAUGCUGAGGCUGAAGAAGAACAAGAACCACCAAGCAAGAAGGUUGCUCGUCCUCGUCCUCGUGCUCCUCGCAAGCCAAAAGCUGCUAAGGAGGACGAACAGAGCACUGAGGAAGUUCAAGUUGUUGUUUCUAUUGAGUGA